AUGCUUGCAUGCAUUGACAAGCCUGCUACCUACAUCCCCCCCCUCAUCCCUCUCCAAUCAGCCACUGUCGGCAUGUGGAGGUGUCUCAUAUUCAUUCACACAUCUGCCCUCCCCUCUCCCCAGCACAUGUACUGCACUGGCGGUUCCUCCAUCCAUACCACCGCCAUGCGCACCACUCACCCCCAUGCAAUGCCUCUUGCGCUGCCACUGCCUCCAUCCAGCCCACCGCUAGUGGGUGGGCAGCGCAAGAGGCAGCCCAGUGACGGCCAGCCAGCAGCAGCGCAUCUGCCUCGCCAGCUAACUCCCCACUUCGUGCCCUCCUACUUCUCAGACUCCCCCAUAUACUUCCACCAACCUGGAAACCAUAACCCUCCCUUUUCACAGCUCCUGCCUUUCCUCCCCCUCCCACUUCCCCCCUCCUCCCCCCUCCCUUCUCUCUUCCUUCUCUACCUCGCAAAUCCUUCUUGUCCUUCUUCCCGCCGUUCUCCCCCAAUUCCCUCCCCCACUCCUCUCACCGCCUCCUCUAUCCCUCUCCCUCCCCUCCUCGUCCCCCCCCUUCUUUUUCCCCCCUCGCCUCCUCUCUUCCGCUCCUCUCCCCCGCCCCCCUUCCACACCCCACUCCCACUCCGUCCCAUACCUCAGCAGUACUCCACCGCCACUUGCCACACCGCGCCAAACAAAUGGACCUGA
This is a messenger RNA of Closterium sp. Naga37s-1, 690 nucleotides long. The record is from the annotation of a GenBank genome assembly. NCBI's taxonomy places the organism in Eukaryota, Viridiplantae, Streptophyta, Zygnematophyceae, Desmidiales, Closteriaceae.